UGUUCCUGGCGAUACAGUUAUUUUUAAUGGAUUUAUCGAUAAUGGAUCUGCUGAACCAAUGACAUACACCAUGAAACUGAAACAAAAUGUGACAUGUUUUGGAAAGCGUUCUGACUUCAGUUGGACUUCAUCCGGAAACACAAAACAGAAAGAAAAGGAAUUUACUGUCGCUAAAUGGAAAAGCGAACCUAUAUCAUCAAACCAGAGAAGAACUUUGCGAAAUGAAGCAACUUUAACCAUCCCUGAUGUUGUUGCAACAGGAUUAAAGUAUUGCAACAUCAUAGAUGUUACAUAUACUCUGCAGGUUUAUGUUUUUAUCUGUCUAUGUGGUGCGACUAUGAAUCUACAACCGAUGACAGUUACCAUUGGUAGCAAGAUGUCUGAUGAAACAGAACAAACACAAAUACAAGCACAACCAACUGCACCUCAAUAUGAAUUUUCAGCAUACCUACCUCCCACUACUUCAGUUCCAGCAUCCCAACCCAGUGAUAUUGUUGGUGUUUCACUAGGACCUGGAAAGGUAAACUAUGAGCCCCCUCCACCUAGUUAUGGGGAGGCAAUGGCAAAAGAUACAUACAACCCAAGUGCGCCCCCUGCACCCACGCAGUACUACGACUGGUCUCAAUCCGCAUUUACUUAUAACUAAGUAUAUUAUCACUUUUUCAUUUUUUAAAGAACCAAAGUGCUUCACAUACAACCAAGUAUAUCAGCAUUUUUUUAAUUUUUACUGCUAUAAAUACAACAUGUUUACUAGCAAUAAGUGAUACAAAAUAGGUUAUAACCGGUUUAUUUCUAGCAUAUUAAAAAUUCAAAACUAAACUUUUUGCCUUUUCUCUACAUUCUUUGAUCUCUUGUCUGAAAACAAUUUAAUAACCAUUUUACUCUUGUUUUUUCCUUUAAAGAUCAAUGCCACAACUUACCGUUUAUUAGUUUUAUUGUUCUUUCAUGACUCCCUUCUCGAUAUAUAUUGCUAAUCUUGGUGCUUCAAAAUAUGUACAGUUCUACUGCACUACAUACCAUACCUGUCUUAGUAUAAUGUUUCACGUUUUCCCAGCUUUUUUGCUAUUAUACCUUGACAAACUCUUACACUUAUUUUAUAUAUUUAAACAAAGAGGGUUUCACUUCAAUAUGAAUGUCAAUCAAAGCCCAAAAUGUUAAACUCAAACUACCACUUGUACUAAUCAUUUUAACACUUUUAUUUUAUCUCAACCUUUUUGUGUACGGUUGCAGUUUUUGUAUUUGUGUUUACUCAGAGAAACUUACCACCCUAACAGUAAGAUAUCGUUUCCACAUUUAUAUUGCAUAGUGUUAUAUAUAAAAUCAUUGCUAGCAUGACAUUAGUUUUGUGUCUUCAUGUAGAAUUAUUAUUAGCAUGAUAAAAUGGUUAAGUACUGUAGUUAGACAAUAUCGAAUGUUGAUUUACUAUGUAAUGUGUGCAUGAAAUUGGUAUAUCAGAAACUUUUGCUAAUUCUAAAUAUACUAUACUCCGGGCUGAAUUUGAAUCGGAAUUACACUUAAACACCCUUUCAGAAACUUGAUAAAUAUAUAAUAUGUUAAUCGCAAUCGCGUUUCCACAAUUGCGUGACAUUUUUAAUUCAGGUCAAAUUAAGUUUACCUGCUUUGUUUUUUUUAAAACAACUUAUAGUUCUGGAAGCUUCGGUGUUAAAUUCAGCCCUAGAUUUAUCCUUUAAUAAUGCAAAAGAUAUAGUUUCAACGGUGUUUUUCAAAAGUAUGUUUUUUAACAACUUUGUUAAACUGGUAUGAGUAUCUACAAUAAUGUAUUGCAAAUGAUUGUUUUUUGAUAUCGGUACAUUGUUUCCUAUCAAUUCUUUAUUUUUGCUAAUACCGUACAGCAGCCUUCAGAUAUACCCUUUACUGGCAUGAAAUAAAUCUACAACCUAAUGCAAAA
Molecule: messenger RNA, 1909 nt
Organism: Ciona intestinalis (vase tunicate)
Lineage: Eukaryota; Metazoa; Chordata; Ascidiacea; Phlebobranchia; Cionidae
Source: RefSeq, a predicted model, not a curated record